GACCUUGUGCCUAUCGAUCUGGCGAAAGGCAUCCUUGGAACAAUUGCGAACAUUUUGACUGUUGCGCAGGCAGUGAUCAAGAACAAGUCCGAUUUCCAAGCAAUAGCUGACAAGUGCGAGACCAUCAGGGACAUCCUUGAAAGAGCGACCGAGGGUGCUACCAAAGAUGAUCUGAAAGGAUACUUGGGGCAUGCAUUGACUCAGCUCAACAAAUCAGUAAACCGCAUCAAUAGCGACGUAGAGUCAAAGAAGGAGCAAAGAUUUUGGCACAGGCUCCUCUCUGUCACCAUCGAUCGCGACCGGAUUACGAGAUGGGAGAAAGACUUGGAUGAAGUCCUCAUGCUAUUCAGAACGGAAGCGAUUGCUGGCAUUGCAAUCAGGGUGGACAAGCUGACUUUGGGACCCAGGGAUAACACUCGUGGGAUCAAUGACACCCAGUAUCGUCCACCCGCACCUCCAUCACGGCCUCCCAUGUUUUAUGGCCGUGGGGAUCUCGUCGCAGAACUGACCAACCUUGUCAUCAAUGACGAGCACAUUGCGUUGAUUGGUCCAGGAGGGAUGGGAAAGAGUUCCCUUGCCAAAACUAUCCUCCACGAGGCAGCCAUCAUGGAAAGAUUUGCCAACAGGCACUACUUCAUCCUUCGAACCAUUACAUUUGAAGCUUUCACGACUCGUUUCGCACAAGCCCUUGGCAUAGAGCUUUCCGGCGUUAAUCCAGUGCAGCAAAUAUGCGCCUGUCUUCGUUCUGCUAGCGCCCUUGUUGUUCUAGAUAAUGCUGAGACUUUCGAAGAGGCCGGUGGAUCAUCAGCGCUCACGGAAAUCCCGCAAGCUAUUGCUGAAAUUGCAGGCAUCCCCGGCGAUAUUCCACCACUAGAUUCAAACUCUGCUCAAGAAGCAUUCUUUCGAAUUUACCGUCUAGCCAGUCGUGAAAAUGCGGACGGAGGAAUAGCAAACUUGCUUCGGGAUUUGGAAUAUCACCCGCUUUCCAUCAAUCUACUCGCAAAUGCUGCACAGCAAAACGGUUGGUCUCCGGCUAUACUGCUGGAGAGAUGGAAGGAUCGGCACAGUGCGGUGCUAGACCAUGGCGAGGGAAAGCUACAAAGCUUGUCAUACACCAUGCAGCUGUCACUCAGCUCACCGUCAAUCCAGAAACUUGGAGAGAAGGCUCAGCAUGCUUUAACUGUCAUCGCCUUCUUGCCCCAGGGUCUCAAUGAGGCCCUGUCCAAGCGUAUCUUGCCAUCUACCCUGCAAAUCGACGACAUAUGUGAUGUUUUAUGGAGGCAAUCUCUCGUUUAUCGCCAAGGCGGCUUCGUCAAAAUGCUCGCACCCAUUCGGCAUUAUGUGCGAGAUUCGUUGCCACCACCUGACUCCACAUGUUUGGAAGAGAUACGCACCUUCUACUAUUGCACUGUCCAACAGUGUUCGGCAGAACGAGAUGAUCAUGCUGAUAUCAUUAUCUCGGAUCACCUCAACAUUGAGCAUGUUGUUGCUUUCGAUCUCACCCAAAUCCCUGAGGAGACUUAUCGCGCUUGCUGGGAAUUUGUGCAGUGCUUGACGUGGCAUCUUCCUCGCCCAACUACCCUUACCCCCGCUAUUUUCAACAUCCGUCUCGGCUGGCUCAACAUGGCUCUUUCUCGGUCCAAAGAAGCCAUACAGGCCUUCCAGGCUGCUGAGCCACUCUAUCUCACCGUCGGCAACCAUGAGAUGGUGGCGCGCUGCAUUCAUCCAUGUUCAGACGUAUACGCAUGCCAAGGCCGCUUCAUUCAAUCCCAACAGGUCCUUGAGGACCUCCAGCAUUCCGAUUCAUGGCAACAUAUCAGCGAAACAACAAGAACCUGUGUUUGGUUUUUCUUGUAUAGGGCCAAGAUGUUCACGUUCACAACAUCUGCCGACGAAUUAUUUGUGAACUCCUUGGACGAAGACUUCUGGGGAUUGCGGUCCAAGAUUUGCCACUGGCGGGCCAAACACUUCUAUGGGGGAGAUAUUGUGCAGGUGAAGACGCACUUAGAAAACCUUCUCUUGCAAUGCCCAAGUACUGGAGACCUCGAUGCCCGCAGGGACGCACUCGAGGCGCUUGCAGAGGUAGCAUUUUGCGGAGGCAGGUCAUCCGACGCAAUGCAUCGCCUACAGGAAAUUGUAGAGAUGUACGAAGGACUUGAUCCCAGCGUGGCGCUUUGGUAUGCCGUCUGGAAAGGCGUCGUUGUGAGCGAACAAGGGCAUCAUGACCUUGCGAGAGAGAUCAUUCACAAAGCCUCCGAGCCCUUCCCAUUAUGUGCCCUGCCCAGUACAGCCGCAUUUCUCCAUAGAUCUUAUGGCUUGGCAUGCGUCGAGCUCAACGCAGGCGAGUACGACAAGGCAGUCUCUCAUUUCACCGCUACCAUUGAAGGUUGUAAUAUCCAAGGACAUCUUGACUUCAAGGCGUUCAGCAUACGUGGAUUGGGGGAGAUUGCCUUUGAGAGAGGGGACUUUGCAUUAGCCGUACAGCGCUUUGCAGAGACGCUGUCCUUGUGCACUGAGAUGGGAGUGUCUCCAAGAAAAUUACAUGGCAUACCAUUCGAUGCACUGCCAGAAAGAUUUAAAGGGUGGACAUUGUUUGUGGAAGGGCAUUCACCAUUUACGAGCGUUGAUAUGUAGAUGAUACACGGUAAGCUGCAAGCCGCAGUUGGGCACAGUAUCACGCACGUCGAUCCAUAUGUACUGCCAAAUACUACCCUUUGUAGAGUAUUAGACAGCCAGUGCGACUCCUACUUCUUGUUGAGCUCCUCUGCCCUUCUAUGAAGUU
Messenger RNA from Suillus subalutaceus, 2782 nucleotides. RefSeq lists its product as uncharacterized. The record is from RefSeq and is a predicted model, not a curated record. NCBI's taxonomy places the organism in Eukaryota, Fungi, Basidiomycota, Agaricomycetes, Boletales, Suillaceae. The transcript is spliced from 8 exons. Bases 340 to 2634 code for a protein of 764 amino acids. Gene Ontology annotation, molecular function: protein binding.